AUGGCUGCAUUAUACGCGGUACGGCAUGUUUUAACGAGAACGGAUAGUUUCUUACUUAAGCCUAAAUAUUGCCAGAAGAUUUAUUUGUUAAAUUCAAGUUGCAAAUUGACUCUUGGGCAAAUUGCUUGCAAGAAAAAAAAGAUUGACAGUCACUCUGAUGCUCCAUUUAAAAAUGAAAAAGCAGGUGAAAGUCCAGACGAAGAUAUCAGCCCAGAUUUGAUUUCUGCUGUUAAGGAUGUUGCAAACUCAAUGCCAGGCGAUAAGGUCACUGUACAAUCUGACCUCUUGCAGAAAUUAUUGGCACAUAAAAAAGUGAUAAAAAAACAAAAGCAAUAUCCAACUGAGGAUAUUCCACAAUCACCAAACAUGCAGGAAAUGUUUUCAGGCAUGAAACUCUACAGAGAAGUGGAUGAAAAAAAGCAAGAUAUUUUAACGAAGCAGAAAGAAAGAAACAGAAUACAAGCAUUAAUGCACCAACAAAAUUUAGAUGGUAAAUUGUUCUCUGGACCAUCUCUUGGAAUUUUCACAAAAAAGCCUGUGGAAAUAUCAAAAUCAGAUGAAGAGCCUAGUUUGUGGGACAAAGUAGAUGAAGAGUUGUUAAAUUCUUUGAAAUUACCAUUGCCAUCAAAUCAUUUUGAAGAACUCAUUAACUUGACAAAUGAAGGAAAGUACUGGACUUUUCCUAUCGACAAUGAAGCGGGUUGGGAAGAGGAGAAAAAAAUUGGUUUCCAUGAACAUGUCUUUCUGGAACACUUGAUUGUUGACUUUCCAAAAAAAGGUCCAAUUCGCCACUUUAUGGAGUUGGUUAUUACUGGACUAUCAAAUAAUCCUCACCUUACAGUGCAACAAAAGAAAGAACAUGUUGAUUGGUUCAGAGAUUAUUUUGAAAAAAAGAAAGAACUAAUUGAUGAAGCUCUUAACAGAUAA
Molecule: messenger RNA, 927 nt
Organism: Acanthosepion pharaonis
Lineage: Eukaryota; Metazoa; Mollusca; Cephalopoda; Sepiida; Sepiidae
Source: the annotation of a GenBank genome assembly